AUGAGCGCAGCAGCCGCGGCAUCCCCACCACCUCACACAAAUGGAGGACCGCCGAUGCCAGGACCAUAUCAUGCAACCCCAACUGCAGGCAGCGACAGAGUCUUCGAGCACAUCGACGACCUCAAGGCGAAAGCCACGCAGGGAUACAACCCAGCGAGCUCGAUCGGUGAGCUGCUGAAGACGGCGACCGUUGGUGUAGAGCAGGCUAGCAACCUGCUGUCCUUUCGAAGACCCGACCUCGCCUUCGUCGAAUAUGUACGAGCCUCUGAGAUUGUGCUGAACGUCAUCCCACGGCACAAGGACUACACCCACUUUACCAUCGACCAGCAGGAGCCGGCGAAGAAGUUGACCUUGACGCAGAAGCGGGUCAGUGCUUUGAGCGAGCAGUUUGCUGCAAUCAAGCAGAUCAUCCUCAAUAAUAACACGCGGUAUAAUGUGCGGUCGAGGCAGAGUGCGAAUGGACAUGCAAGGACGGAGAGUGCGCCGGCUGCGCAGUUGAAUGGUAGCAGACCUAGCUCGCAAGACGGUGGCAUACCCAGGACACGGCCUACGCCUAGCCCGAAGCCCGACAACCUCCAUGGCAAGGCCAUACCUCAUGGACUUCCAAAUGGCCAUGCUACUUCGAACGGUGGCGAUGCUCUGAGCGAGCGCUUCGCGAAGCUACGGACGAACGCCGAGCAAAGAGAAGAUCAGGGAAGUGGCAAUCUGCAAAACUCGACGCUGUACAUGCCGUCCGCAUCCGACUAUUCUGGACGAGCCUCUUUCGACCAGCUCGCACGAACGAACAGCAUGCCUUCAAAGCCGCAAGGUCCGCGAGGGAUGUCACAUGGCCCAGGACCUGUCCCGCCACCAAUAACGAUACCGAACUUUCCUCAAGCACCACCUGCAGCGUACAGUCCAGCCCGUAAUAUGGAGACCACAGGAAACAUUGCGCCACCAAGACACUCCGCAAGAAGUCUUGCGAGCUCCGACAAACGAAGAUCUUCCCUUGUGCCAAGCUCGGCAGCUUCAGCGCAUGCCCCUAAUGGCUAUGCCCAGAGCGGCGACUACUUCCCAAACGGAGCUGGAGCAAACGGAGCUGGAGCAAACGGAGCUGGAGCAAACGGAGCUGGAGCGGUCAGACCAUCGGUCGGGUCUCAACGAAGAAGGUCGUCCAACAUGCCUACAGAAACGGAGGUCUCGUCCGAUAGGCUCUAUGACUAUAUUAGACGGUAUCAUGUUCUCCUCAUCGACUUUCGGUCACGAGAGGAGUUCGACCAAGGGCAUAUAUAUUCGAGAGCUAUCAUGUGCGUAGACCCGCUAUCGACCAGACAAGGCAUGAGUGCAGAGCAAUUACUGGACACGUUAGUGUUGUCGCCUGAGAAUGAGUACAAUAUGUUCAGAAGUCGGGACGACUUCGACUUUGUGGUGUACUAUGACGCGAAUACUGCUUCGGAGAGCUUUCGACGACAGCCUGUCGGUCAAAAGCAGUUGGGCUUGAAGUGCCUGCACGAGGCGUUAUGUGACUUCAACGUGGAGAAACCGCUACGGCGGCCACCGAUAUUGCUGAAAGGCGGUUUAGAUGCUUGGGUGGACAUGAUUGGCAAGCAGGCUUUGCUUGCAUCUGACACUGCAUCGCGCGUGAAGCAGGGUCAAGCAGCCUCGAGAGUCCCUCCUACGCCACCAGCAAAUGGUAGUAGCGAACUCAGAUUGCCGAAGCGAAGGAUACGAGAUUACAACCCACUGGAUGCAGAUGAAGAGCAGUACUGGAGAGAAAAGGCGCGAGCAGAAAGUGUGGUCCUCCAGCAGCCUCCAGAACUGUCCGAGGAGGGAGUACUCGAGACGGCGGCAGAGGAGGAUGCGGGGCCUGAACCCUUCAGCGCGAUUCGCGAGUUCAAUGAACGCUUUCCGGACGCUGGAGAUCUGGACAAGCAUGCUUUCGCCAGCCAACGUCCUUCACGAGCGCCUCCUGAGGUGCCUGCCAAAGUGCCCAUGUACCCUUCGGCACCACAUCCAUCACAAUAUCCACAAGUGCCUGCUCGGCCCGCACCGAUAGCACCGCGCAUGAGCUAUCAAGGUGUAUCCGAUCGAUCUGUCUCAGCUAGUCAGCCUACGAGCAGACAAGCUUCUGGUAGUCUGGUGCCAUACGUGCCCCCUCGGCUCCUGGCUAAGAACAUACGACUGCCUCGAACAGGACUGGUCAACUUUAGCAACACGUGCUACAUGAACAGCUGUAUACAAGCAAUGUCCGCUACUACCCCACUUUCGAUGUUCUUACUCGAUGACGGAUACAAGUCACAGCUGCAGGAAAAGAACUGGAAAGGCACGGCAGAAUAUGGGCACAUCACCAAUCACUACGCCAACUUGCUCCGCAAUCUUUGGAAGGGCGAUGUCGAAGUAGUCAAGCCGAGUACUUUCCGGAAUCUGUGCCGGCGUGCUGCGAUACAAUUUGAUAACAAUGACCAGCAGGAUGCAAAGGAGUUUCUGGAGGUUCUGAUUGAGAACAUGCAUCAAGACAUGAACAUUAAUUGGGCGCAUACACCACUGCGAGAAUUGACGGAGGGCGAGGAGGCCAAGCGAGAACGGAUGCCGAAGCUCAUAGUAGCCAAAACAGAAUGGGGCCGUCUCACCCACCGCGAAAUCUCCUUUAUCUACGGCCUCUUCGCCGGCCAGUACGCUAGCAAACUGACCUGCUUGACCUGCGGUUUCACAUCCACAACCUACGAGAUCUUCACCUCCCUCUCCGUGGAAAUCCCCUCCGACCCUCUAGACUGGACCAAUGGUCGCACCUGUACGAUAGACGACUGCCUCCGCGCCUUCUGCUCCGAAGAGAAACUGACCGGCGAUGAGAAAUGGAAGUGUCCGCACUGCCGUACCGUCCGCGAAGCAAAGAAACGCAUCACACUCUCCCGCGCACCCCAAUUCCUAAUCGUGCACUUCAAACGCUUCGCCUCUCGCGCCGGCCAAAGGUCCCAGAAGAUCCGCACCACAGUCGAAUUCCCACUCACGAACUUCAGUCUAGACCCUUACAUGCUGCCCUCCCCCACCCAGCUCGAAUCAGCAGCUAUAACAACAACCUACGGCCCCAAAGGUCUAGAAACGGAUCUCGCCAUGACCGGGCCCUUCACGUAUGAUGCAUAUGCCGUGAUCCAGCAUCUGGGAAACACGUUGCAGAGCGGGCAUUAUAUUACGGCGGCCAAGGAUCAGGGGAGGAAGUGCUGGCAUGUUUAUGAUGAUACGCGGGUUUCGGAUUUUCAGCCUGGGGUGGAAGGGAGGGCGUUGCAGAAUGAGAGGGCUUAUAUUGUUUUCUAUCAGAGGGUGGAGAUGGGGGGUGGGGGGGUGGGUUAUGGGAAGAUGUGA
This is a messenger RNA of Recurvomyces mirabilis, 3339 nucleotides long. RefSeq names its product ubiquitin-specific protease doa4 (gene DOA4). Gene Ontology annotation, molecular function: cysteine-type deubiquitinase activity. Gene Ontology annotation, cellular component: cytoplasm. NCBI's taxonomy places the organism in Eukaryota, Fungi, Ascomycota, Dothideomycetes, Mycosphaerellales, Teratosphaeriaceae. The transcript has a single exon. Gene Ontology annotation, biological process: protein deubiquitination. The record is from RefSeq and is a predicted model, not a curated record. Bases 1 to 3339 code for a protein of 1112 amino acids.